AUGGCCGACCGAGGAUAUUCCACCCUGACCAAGCUAGGCUUGGGCGCCCUGACCUUCAACUCGGCACUCGCCAUCUACAACUCCUGGGGCGACGCCGGCUCCGUGGCGUUCAUGCUCGCCGCGGACGCCGCGCUCGUGCUGCUCUUCCUCUGCCUCCGUGAGUUUGAGCGGGGCGGCAGGGGCAGGGAUGCCAAGAUCAAGGCCGCCGUGUGGGCGCUCACCACGCUGCUCACGGCCAUGUUCGCCUCGAGGGUGGCGCCGCUCAUGCCGCCGCCGGUGGCCGCGGUGGUCUGGCUCUUGGCCGUCGCCACGGCCGCAGGAGGGUUCUGGGCGUUUUUCCUUAAUUGA
Molecule: messenger RNA, 348 nt
Organism: Miscanthus lutarioriparius
Lineage: Eukaryota; Viridiplantae; Streptophyta; Magnoliopsida; Poales; Poaceae
Source: the annotation of a GenBank genome assembly